Messenger RNA from Syngnathoides biaculeatus (alligator pipefish), 9080 nucleotides. It is a transcript of the gene dlgap1b, whose product is annotated as discs, large (Drosophila) homolog-associated protein 1b. Bases 3027 to 5990 code for a protein of 987 amino acids. The transcript has 33 exons. Gene Ontology annotation, biological process: signaling. Gene Ontology annotation, molecular function: molecular adaptor activity. The record is from RefSeq and is a predicted model, not a curated record. Gene Ontology annotation, cellular component: postsynaptic specialization; glutamatergic synapse. Lineage: Eukaryota; Metazoa; Chordata; Actinopteri; Syngnathiformes; Syngnathidae.
AAGGGAGGGGCGGUAAAGCGGAAGUCCAAAAUAGACUAAGAGCCACCGUGGCAAACGUAGGAGAAAACCUUCUUGAAAGUCAAAUUUUGAGGGGAAAACAAAUUGAUAUUGUAAACGUUAAGAAAUUAUGGUACAGUACAGUGAACCCUAACCUAUUCUUGCGUUUUAUUGUGCUCUUUCUCUAACGUCUAUAGAUGCUAAAAGAUGGCGUCAAAGCACCCAUUCAUCUAUGAGAUCUGAUUUGGAACUAGGAAGGACACCAAUUCCCUGAAGCUCAUGACUCAUCUUAACUCGCCUAUAAGUUCGUGAACAAUGUCCCUAUCAGGCACGCCACUGUGCUGUCUGUGUGCUCACGGUGAUAAUCCGCUGGAGCCUCUGCACUUCACUAAGGUGGAAAAAAAUCCACUGCAUACGAAAGGAAAACCUUCGCAUGAUGACUACUACACUGGAGCAGAAAUCCAAAUCCAAUGUUUUUUUUUUUUUUUUUGCCUCAGCACAAAAAGGGUCAGCGUUCCCCCGAAAACACUGGGACGGAACACCCCCGUAACCGCCAAUCGGCGUCCUCGCUCAUCACCGGCUGAACGCUCAGAACAUUUCAACAGUUUUGGUCCCUCCUCAAAGGUUCUUCCAUGCCGUCGCUGUCUGACUGGAGCUAAGCGGUUGUCUCGUGGUGAUCCUCCACAGUGGUCUCCCCUUGGGCUCUGAUGAUGAAGCUCUGACCACUUGCGUGGGGUGUUCUGCAUCCUCCUCUUCCCUUUUAAUGUGGUGUGGCUUUGUAGCUUCCUCUUCUUCUUCAUUGCUAGGAGGCCUGUGGACCAUUCAGGUCCAACCCGGACUUCUCCAAACGGGGUUGUUUUCCCUGACGACCUAUCAGGUGGACGUCUGCAGGACACGAGCAGCACAAACAGUAUCAAUCACAUGGGUCAAAUAUGAUAUGUGGAGCUGAGAGGUCGUCUGGUAGUGGUCCCGCUCAGUGGUCUUGACUUGGCGUAUGACGAUGAAGCUGUGGCUUGUCUUCACUCUUCAGAGAGAUCAUUAACACCGAUGGACGUGCAGAAAUGGAGAAAACACUUCUAGAAGUGGCCAACCAACAAAAAUGUCCCCCGGUGCACAGUGCCGAUUCAUCCAGGAGGUCAUGAACUACAUUGAUAAAAUUGCUGUGAUUGGCUGUGAACGACUUCAGGGUGCACCCCGCCUCCUGCCCAAUGACAGCUGGGAUUGGCUUCAGCGUUCCCGUGACCCAUGUGAGGAUAAGUGGCUCAGAAAAUGGAUGAAAUUGGGAACAAGAGAACGAGGACCUCAUACUUGGAGAAAUUCACAAACCUUACAACAUCCACAGUCAUCCGUCACCAUGAAAAUACAGCCCCAUGCAGGAUUCGAAAAAACAACAACAGAAAAAUGGGAAAAAAUCAAACGUCCCCCUCCCACUCAUCCCCUGAGGUGAAGCUUCAUGUAUCUUUCACAGCCGCCAGACGCCGGCUGCCGUAUUGAUCUCCGGGCUAUCGCUCACCGGGGCUCAUCCAUAAGACAACGUUGCCUCCUCCUUACGGCACUCGGAUGCGCCGUGCCAACCUGCUUUCGCCGGAGGGUCCUGCAGCCCGGCGGGCGACGCACAUGGCCGCACGUCGUCACCCAAACGAGUGCGGGCUGCACUCGUCUCACUCAUCUGAAAUUGGAGAUGCGAUGGCCACCAACUCAACUCUCCUCACUUCACAAUAAGAGUCAGGAUAUCUUCUCAUACGCCAACCUUUUCGGAUCAAGCGAAUAUGACGGGGAAAGGAACGUCAGCUGCAAGCCAAAGAGGUUUAAACACUGUCUUGCAGGGUUCUGACAUCCCUUUGGUGUCCAUGGAGAUGGGCCUCCUGCGCACAAGCAAGGCUCCCCUCCGGACGUCGGCGACCGCCGUCUGCUUCCGGAUAGAUUACAAAUGAGGGUGAGGAAGGACAGCGAAGGCCUCUUCUCUCCCAUCAGUCAGUGCGUCAAGUGUGGAGGCGGUGGCGCAUCGGGGCGUGGAAUGGCAUCUUCCAAAGUUUCCAGCUGUCACGGCGAAUGCGGCGCGCGGCGACUCGUCUUUCCGAGGUCAGCUUCUUUCGCCAGUAUCAGCCGAGCCCUCAUGACACCUGUCCCUUCGGCCGCGACUCGGCGAGGUAAACGUGGCCGACCGGGGCGCGUCAGACGAAAGGAAAACGGAAAAGAUGGCGAGGGAGGAGGGGCGAGAACAAGAAGGGGAAGAAGAGCGAAAAGCUGCGCAGUCAAGCAAAAAGCACCUGAACGGAAUGAAAUUUGACAGGCUGUGUGAUAUCGUCAAAUCUGCCUUUGCAGCAGCUCGCCCGGUUUAAGGAGGUGUGAAGAGCACAACAUGUCCCCGGAGGAGCACUCGGCGAGAAUGAAGGCAAGAUUCAACAUGUUUCCAGUCAGAGUUGUUCGGGAAAAAAAAAAGAAAGGGGAAAAAAAGUGAGCGGGAGAUGAAGUCUUCAAGCGAACAUCAAACGUUCAGAGACGUCCCCGCGGACCGUUGCUCGAGCCUCGAUGAAAAAUCAACCUUCCUCCAUAUGAAUUAUUGAUAACUCAGCUGGGCUGUUGCAUGCUGAGCCGGAGCUGGGCUCAUCGGAGACGCAAAAGGUGGACCGGAUCCGCAAUGGAAGCGUCUCAAGCGGAGCGUAGAUGUGCAGAGCUUCGGUUCCGGCCCAACACACGGAGCGAUGCAGGGGGACACCGCGACGGCGCGCCGGACCCGGCCGCACAAGUGACGUCUUACUACCGCAUCCGCGCCGCAGUCACCUCACGGCGAAGGAAUACCGCGCAGGGCUUCCCUCCUCGCCCGACAGACACCGAGCCGCGUUGCCAAGCUGGGAUAUCUGUUGACCGGUGCCGCAUUGCUCAUCAAUCCCCCCCAACCCCCCCACGCCGUUUGUAAACGUCGGCGCUCAAAUGGUGGAGAGAUGAGCGCGGGCGGUGGACAAAGGCGGCAGAAUUGAACACGGCUCGAGGGAAGAUGCCCAAAUUGAGACACUAAAGCAGCCACCAUGACAAUGAAAGGCCUGUCCAGCAGCCACAGUCACCACCACGCCGUCGUCUGUGACCCUUCCUACGACUCCAUGACGCUCGGUCAUUCAGAUCGUCAGCCCUGCUUCCUGAACCCAGGAGAGUCUCGCCCCGCCGAGCGCCCGUGCUACACCCAGCGCAGCUCCUUCCAGUCGGAAUGCAGUGCCUACCCGGAUCUGGCCAGCUGCACCUUCCCUCGCAGACAUUACAGCUCCCAUCAUGAGCUGAAGGAGGAGUGCGGGGCUCUGGUGCCUUAUACCGGGCCAGCAGGAAUCGGUAAAGGAAGCAGUGGCAAGAACAACAACAACCGGGUCCCUUGUAACUUGCUGGAACAGUUGGAUCACCAGGCUCCGGUGCGGCGAGAAGGCUACCACACGCUGCAGUACAAGCGCACGGCGGUGGAACACCAACGUAGUGACAGCCCAGGGCGAAUCCGCCACCUUGUUCACUCCGUCCAGAAGCUUUUUACAAAGUCUCACUCUCUGGAGGGGCCCUCGGGAUCCGGGACGACCGGGAACGGUGGGAAAUCCAGCCCAGAUGACCCGCCGUCUUCAUCGGGAACCCUGAAACACAACAAGCGCACCAAGAACAAAGACCGAUCCAAGUCAGAGCCCAAGAUGCAUAGCGCCAUCUCAGGAUACUGGAGCUCUGAUGACACUCUGGACCGGGAGAUGUGCCUGUACCACCACCACAGCGGAGGCCAACCGUCGGGGGUCAUGACCAUGGGGCGGCACCCGGAGAAGUCGCAGUCGCAGUACUUCAUGGAGUCCUACAACACCAUCAGCGCCCACUCCCUGAAGACGUCUCGUAGCAACAACGACGUGAAGUGCUCCUCCUGUUCCGGAGGGAGCGGCGGGCCGCUCCCGCUGAUGGGCACAUUGGACGGCCAGGUGCAGCUGAAGAAGAGCUCGUGGUCUUCGACUCUGACGGUGCCUCAGGAUGACUGGGGCGCUUUUUCCCCGUUGGCGAAGGACGACGAGAUCCCCUGCCGGCGGAUGCGCAGCGGCAGCUACAUCAAAGCCAUGGCCGAGGACGACAGCGGCGACUCGGACUGCAGCCCCAAGCCCUCGCCCAAGGUCCAGGCACGGCGGGCCAGCUACCUGAAGGCCACGCAGCCGUCGCUCACAGAGAUGACCACCCUCAAGAUUUCCACCGAGCACUCGCCCAAGCUGCAGAUCAGGAGUCACAGCUACCUGCGGGCGGUGAGCGAGGUUUCUAUCAAUAGGAGCUUGGACAGCUUGGACCCGGCGGGGCUGCUGGCCUCGCCCAAGUUCCGCUCCCGAAACGAGAGCUACAUGAGGGCCAUGAGCACCAUUAGCCAGGUGAGCGAGGUGGAGGUGAACGGGCAGAUCGAGGCGGUGUGCGAGUCGGUGUUCAGCGAGAUGGAGUCGCAGGCGGUGGACGCCCUGGACCUGCCCGUGGCCGGCUGCUUCCGCAUGCGCAGCCACAGCUACGUGCGAGCCAUCGAGAAGGGCUGCUCGCAGGACGAGGAGGAGGAAGCGGCGGGCCGAGGGGGAGGAGGAGCCGGGGGCGCCGGCAACCGGAAGGCGGGAUCGCCCCCGCGCACCACCACCACUGUCAGGACCAUCCAGAGCAGCACAGUGUCGUCAUGCAUCACCACCUACAAGAAGACCCCCCCGCCGGUCCCCCCGAGGACCACCCCGUCCAAGCCCUUCAUAUCCAUCACGGCGCAGAGCAGCACCGAGUCGGCCCAGGACGCCUACAUGGACGGCGGCUCGGGCCCGCGCAAGGGCAUCAGCUCGCAGCCGGCCCUGUCCAACUCCACCGAGAGCAUCGACAGCAUGAAGGCGCUGACGGCGGCCAUCGAGGCGGCCAACGCUCAGGUGCACGGCCCGGCCAGCCAGCACGUCACCAACAGCGACGGCGCCGGCACCGUCACCGUCACGUCCGCCGCCGUCGCCCACGUCUCUGCCGGCAGCAAGGCGCAGCGGGAAGCGCUACGCAAGUGCCUCUCCAUUGGGAUCCAGGUUGACCCGGAGGAGGAGGGGCCGACGGAGGAGCAGUCAAAGUUCCACUCCAUCGGGAUUCAGGUGGAAGAUGAGCGCUGUCACCGCCGCAUGACCCGCUCCAACAGCGUCACCGCCGCCGUCCAGGCCGACCUGGACGACCCGUCGGACGUGCCGCAGCCGCCGCGCCACUGCGCCACCAUGCCGCGCCAGCACUCCCGCGACUCGGCCGCCGCCUCCACGGUCCGCAUCCAAGGUUCGGGCAACCACUACCACGCCUGCGCCGGGGACGACUACGGCGAGGUGGGGUUCGACCCGUCCAUCCUGCCCCCUCCCGACCCCUGGAUGGACGGCGCGGCCGAGCCGGAGGACGAGGCGCCGGAAGCCGUCGGCCGCUCGGUUUGCCCGCGAGACGGACGCUGGUUCCUCAAACUGCUGCAGGCGGAGACGGCGCGCAUGCAGGGUUGGUGUCGUCAGAUGGAGCAGGACCAGGCGGACAACCAGCUGCCCGAUGACGUCCUGGGCAAGAUCCGCAGUGCAGUGGGGAGCGCCCAGCUGCUCAUGUCCCAGAAGUUCCAGCAGUUCCGGGAGCUGUGCGAGGAGAAUCUGAACCCCGACGCCCACCCGCGGCCCGUCUCCCAGGACCUGGCGGGCUUCUGGGACAUGCUCCAGCUGUCCAUCGAGAACAUCAGCCUGAAGUUUGACGAGCUGCACCAGCUAAAAGCUAACAACUGGAAGCCUCUGACGCCUCCGGAGAUCCAGGAGCGACGCGCGCCCCCUCCCGUGCCAAAGAGGUCCCCGAAAGGUCACGCCCCGCUGGCGAGGGACCGCUCUCUGGAGAGCUCCGAGCGGCAGCGUUUGGAGGCCCGCAAGCGCUUGCUCGCCGCCAAGCGCGCCGCCUCGGUGCGCCAGAGCUCCGCCACGGAGAGCGCCGACAGCAUCGAGAUUUACAUCCCCGAGGCGCAGACGCGACUAUGAAACGCGCACUAACGCGAGCGGUAGCACUGGACUGUGAGGGUGCUAACGGACUUUGCCACAUCACUGUCGCCAUGGAGAUACCUUUCAACAAGUAUAUUUCGAUUAUUUAUUAAUUGCUUUACUGACACACACACCCCCUCCCGUUUCCCUCCACACUCUUUCAGCUUUGAUGUAGCACACACACCUCCCUCAAAUCCUCUCCCACCCUUACACACACACACACACAAAUACUCACGACGUGUCUUUUAUACAUUUCAGAGUUUUUUUGGUUUUUUAAUUUAAUUUUAUUUUAUUUUUAAUGUUACCCCAUUUUACAUCCAGUGGCGCCUUGAGAUACUCUAUUAACUAGCUCCGUAGAACACGUGCAUCUCAAACCGUCUUUCCCCAUUGAAAUGAUUGAAACUGCUAAGAAUCUGUUUCAACGUUUCCUAAAUAUGAUAUAAUAUAUACACCGUAAUUUCCGGCCUAUAAACUGCUUUUUUCACACGCUUUCAACACCGCAGUUCAUGCGGUGACACGGCUAAUUUGUGCGUUUUUUUUUCUAGCGGCCGCAAGGGGGGCACUUGAGCGGAAAAGGUAAUAGUGAGACCGGUGGAAUACAUGUGCCGAGGAAGUGACUUUUAUCGGUCCGGCCCUGUUAGCGCUGCGCUAGCGUGUUACUGCAGCGUGUCAGUGGUUUUAACCAGUUUGGGUUUUUUUUUUUUGUUUUUUUUUUUUUUCAACCGGCCCUGUUAGUGUAGCGCUAGCAUUAGCGUUAGCAUUAGCACGGCAGCACUAGUGUUAAACUCUCUGUGUAGCAUCUUUCUUUGUAAAUAUCUCGUGUUUCAUUGUGGGCACUUGCGACAUUUACACGGCUGCGUCGUAUGUAUGUACCAAAUGGUAUUUCCUUUAUAAAUGUCGUCGGUGAGGCUUAUAACCAGGUGCGCUCUGUCGGCCGGGAAUUACGGUAAUAACAACAUCUGACUUUAUGAAAGCAUAAAGAAAUAUUAAAUAGAAUAUAAAUAAUUGAAUGCUUGAAAUCCUGAUUCGAACGUAGCAAAUAACCCCCCCCCCCCAAAAAAAAAGAGUAAAAAAAUCAGCCAAAACCAACCUCUUAUCUCAAAACACUCCUAAGCCAAGUCACUCGUAUCUCAAGGUACCACAGUCGCGUUUCCUGGCUAUUUAGCGGUUUUGGCAAAAGUUGCGCUCCAUUUUCUUACCCGGACAGGUAACUUGUUCACGGGAAUGAUAUUUAAGCCACAAAUCCGUCAUUUUGCGGGCACGUUAUUCACAUCUCGUGGGUCGCAGAUGACCGUUCCGUGCACGGGUCGCAUCCAUAACGUGUCCCAAAUUUUCAAAAGAAAAUCGGCCUCUCCCGACCCAAAUUUAAGCCGCUUUGACCGCAUCGAGAGCCGCGACAUUGUAGCGUAACGACGGACGUUGAGACGGGAGCGGGCGAGGAGGCACAGUUGCACAUUUGUGCGACAAAACGAGUCCGCGGCGGUGGUCCCGCCCGAGAUCCGUUACAUUUGGCCUGUGCAGGUGUGCAACCUUUUUAGAAGAACCUGAAAGAAUCCCGCUUUUGUUUUUGGUUUUUAAGAGGUCACAACGGCCAUCUUGUCUAUUACGUAUGCGCGCGCGUGUGUGUGUGUGUGUGUACAUAAUUCAUUCAUAAGUGCUUCCUAUGUCGCCAAAGGUGCAUCUAUGAAUAAGACAAAACAUUAGGUACACCUGCACAACACACCAACAAUUCUGCCUUUACAAAAAUAAUAAUGUUCACUUGUGUUGGGUCCUAAUUUUAAUUUAAUAUUUGUAGUACGAGUGCAAUGCAUCAUACAACAAGCGUUCCGAAGCUUUGAGAUUUUUUUUUUUCAUUUUAUUAUUUUUUUCAACUACGCCGCUUUUCAUCGCUGAAGAUAAAUUAAUUUAUUUAUUCAUCCCUCUCUACUUAUUUUGUAAUUUAAUUGAUGGGACGCUGAUAUAUUUGUAAAUAAUCACAUUCUUAUUUGUUUUCAAUAUUUUAUUUUGUUAGGUGGAAUAUAUUUUUUUUCCCCCGGUUAAUAUAUUUUGUAUUUUUUUAACCUAUGCAAAUUUUAAUCCCGAAUGAAAAAUUAUGAAUUCCACGCAAUGUAUUUUUCAUGUAUUUUGUAUUAGUAAGUUAUUACUAUUGUUAUGUCAUUAAUUUUGUUCUUAAUUCAUUUGUAAAGGCAGAAUAUAUGAUCAUUUUUUACAAUAAUUAUUCAUGCACAUUAAUUGAUUUUAUUUAAAUUUUCAUUCAUUUUUCCAAAUUUUAACACCUGCAGAAAAAAAUCAAAUUAUUUGGUUUCACUCAAUUUUUCAUUGUAUUUUUUUUAAUUAUAAAUAGGUUUAUUAAAAAAAUUGUCCACAUUUGACUUCAUUAUGUAAUUACAUAUUGUGAAUUUAUAACCUCAUAACUUCGAAUUAUCUUUCUUUGUGAAGACGGAAUGAAUAUACAGCAUCGUGUGGGUGUACCGAAUACUCUGGGUAGAGCAAAAGUCGACACACCCAGCCACGCACUCUCUGAUACUUUGAAAAUUUGGUAAUUUUUAAUUAAUCUGCUUAUUAUAUAUUUUUUUGUCAUUUUUAUUGACAGUAUUAAGUUCAGAUGACCAGCUAGUGACUAUUUUCCUCCUCACUGUUAACUCUGGUGAAGCUCACAGGAAAACCUUUUUUUAAUUUUUUUAAACAUAUUUUUAAAAAUAGUUCUCCCCUCCUCCUCCUCCUCACUGUUCAUAUAAUUUGAAGCGCUAUUUUUUUUUUUACUAUUUUUUUUUUAAAUCAUUUAUUUAUCGAGUAGCUGACUGUUUACCGGCGCACUGACUUCGAGGCCCUUCUACUGUGUUUUCCUUUAUUUUGUUUUCCCUUCGCGCCUUAAUUUCGACAGUCGAGCACAACGGCGGUCUCAGGGGAAGACAUUUUUGUGCGUGUGUGUGUGUUGUCUCUGUUGUCAAUCAAGUGGGCGUCGCCAUCACGUAGGGGAGCUCGGCGAUGCGACUCGCCGUCGUCGCGUUCGAACCCACCCGUUUUGUGCCAUUGAACUUUAUACUUUGCUAAUCACGAGCCCCUUUCACACCGUUAAAAUAAAAAAAA